AUGUUCCUCAAGUCGUAUGAUGGCGACGUGGAAGAUCUGGGUCUAACCCACACGGUUGUCCAAGAGAUAUUCGGUGAACAAAAAGAGAUCGAGAUCAUCCCUGGCGGUGGCAAUGUUCCCGUGACUAACCGAAACAAAACGCGGUACAUCCAUCUUGUUGCGAACUACUAUCUCAACACACAGAUCCGUGAACAGUGCGCAGCCUUCAGGAUGGGCUUGUCAGAUCUCAUCGACCCGCGCUGGCUUCAGAUGUUCAAUGAGCCCGAGUUACAAGUGCUUAUUUCGGGAAAGAGCGGCAAGAUCGACGUCGAUGAUCUCAAGGCCAAUUCCCGAUACGCCGGUGGCUACUACGCGUUGGACAAACGCGUAGCAUGGCUGUGGCAGGCAUUGGCGAGUUUCACGCCUUCCGAACAAGCUGCCUUUUUGCGCUUUACUACAAGCUGCCAGCGUGCUCCAUCGCUGGGCUUCGCCUCGCUCACGCCUCAGUUUUGCGUACAGAAGAUCCCAAUACGGAGCGACGACGAGCUGCUGCCUAGCUCCUCAACGUGCUUUAAUACGUUGAAGCUGCCGACGUACUCGUCGUACAAGGUGCUCCGUGCAAAGCUGCUUACGUCCAUCUCGUCUGGAGCCGGCUUCGAGAUGACAUAA
Molecule: messenger RNA, 648 nt
Organism: Phytophthora infestans T30-4
Lineage: Eukaryota; Oomycota; Peronosporomycetes; Peronosporales; Peronosporaceae
Product: HECT E3 ubiquitin ligase, putative
Exons: 1
Coding region: 1-648 (215 amino acids)
Biological process (GO): protein polyubiquitination; ubiquitin-dependent protein catabolic process
Molecular function (GO): ubiquitin protein ligase activity
Source: RefSeq, a predicted model, not a curated record